GCAGCGGCGGGAACCUCGCGCCGCUUGGGCUACACGCGAGCCUGUCGCUGACCUUGGUGCUGAAAGCCCUUCACUUCCCUGUAAAGCCACUGAACUGUCACUUUCCACCGAAAAGAUGACCGUGCGAGACGAGGAUCAAUAACAAUUUAUUUACAGAAUUUGUGUUUUUUUUCUAAUCCGAUCUCGUUUUAAACUCGUCGUUUUAACGUGUGCGUUAAUGUGUUUUUUUUUGUCUGAGAUGGCAGCGCGUUCCUUCAUCGCACGUGGGGCGGUAUAUGAGUUUAUAAUGACAAGUAGACCUUGCCAGACCACUCUUGAUAUUUGUCUUGUGUAGGCGUUUUUUACUCGCUGUGAACACCGUGGUGAGUUUUCCUGAUACGUCUUACUGAAUCAUUGAUCCGCUGGGUAUCGGUACGGUAUCUUCUGCCAUCUCACACUGUGACAUGGUACUUUAACGUAAACGGGAAAAAACGACGGAUUAUUACAUUUGGUCAUGGAUACUCCGAAGGAGCCUGGUUUUACGCCCAGCAAAGAGGGGCUGAAACAGCUAUCAGGAAAGGUACUGGGGCACUUGCACAAGGUGUUAGAAAAGCGACAAAAAACUGGCGACAACAUUGAACUAACCGAAGAUGGACGGCCUGCCCAGACCAAAGAGAGAAAGGCACCUCUGUGCGACUGCACGUGCUUUGGACUACCGCGCCGCUACAUCAUCGCCAUGAUGAGCGGUCUCGGGUUCUGCAUCUCUUUCGGUAUCCGCUGCAAUUUAGGCGUGGCCAUAGUGAGCAUGGUUAACAACAGCACCAUUCACCUGAACGGAAAGAUAAUCAUCAAAGAGAAGGCAAAGUUUAACUGGGACCCUGAAACAGUGGGAAUGAUUCAUGGCUCGUUUUUCUGGGGUUAUAUUGUGACGCAAAUUCCUGGGGGAUACAUUUGCUCUAGACUGGCAGCGAACAGGGUCUUUGGGGCUGCUAUUCUCCUCACGUCCAUACUGAAUAUGUUCAUCCCCUCAGCUGCACAAAGUCACUAUGGCUGCGUCAUUUUCGUCAGGAUAUUACAAGGGCUUGUAGAGGGUGUAACCUACCCAGCAUGCCAUGGCAUCUGGAGUAAGUGGGCCCCUCCAAUGGAAAGAAGCCGGCUGGCAACAACCUCCUUCUGUGGGUCAUAUGCAGGCGCUGUCAUUGCCAUGCCUCUUGCUGGGAUCCUGGUGCAGUAUACUGGCUGGUCAUCUGUUUUCUAUGUCUAUGGCUGCUUUGGAAUUAUGUGGUAUAUGUUCUGGAUCUUGGUGUCAUAUGAGAGUCCAGCUGAACACCCCACCAUCACAGAGGAAGAACGCUGCUACAUUGAGGAGAGCAUUGGAGAGAGCGCUAAUCUGAUGGGUCCUUUAGAAAAAUUCAAGACACCUUGGAAGAAAUUUUUCACAUCCAUGCCCGUCUAUGCAAUCAUUGUUGCCAACUUCUGCAGGAGUUGGACCUUCUACUUGCUGCUCAUUAGCCAACCUGCAUACUUCGAGGAGGUGUUUGGUUUAGAGAUUAGCAAGGUUGGCAUGCUGUCAGCCCUGCCCCAUCUGGUGAUGACCAUUAUUGUGCCCAUUGGAGGACAGCUAGCUGAUUACCUUCGCUGUAAAAACAUCCUGUCUACCACCACAGUUCGGAAGAUCAUGAACUGUGGAGGCUUUGGGAUGGAGGCCACACUAUUGUUGAUUGUGGGUUACUCCCACAGUAAAGCGGUCUCCAUUUCUUUCCUUGUGUUAGCUGUUGGCUUCAGUGGGUUUGCAAUAUCAGGAUUUAAUGUCAAUCACUUAGACAUCGCUCCUCGAUAUGCCAGUAUCCUCAUGGGAAUCUCUAAUGGAGUGGGAACUUUGUCGGGAAUGGUGUGCCCUCUUAUUGUUGGAGCUAUGACCAAACACAAGACCCGAGAAGAGUGGCAGUAUGUGUUUCUUAUCGCUGCCCUGGUGCAUUAUGGUGGUGUAAUCUUCUAUGGCCUCUUUGCCUCGGGGGAGAAACAGCCAUGGGCGGAUCCAGAGCAGACCAGCGAGGAGAAGUGUGGCUUCAUCGAUGAAGAUGAGCUGGCUGAGGAAACAGGGGACAUCACCCAGAGCUAUGGUGCCCUGGGAGGUCCGGCCAAAACCUAUGGUGCCACCUCACAGUUGAAUGGCGGAUGGGCGGAAGGAUGGGAUAAGCGUGAGGAGUAUGUACAGGAGGGGGUGGAAGAAAGAGGUUAUGGAAACAGGCAGGGUGGAAAUUACUCUUAGACCGAAUACACUCACAGUCUACUGCACACACCUGUACAAGGACAUAAACGUACAGUGGCCACAAUAAUGUAUUUGGACAACUUAGCCACAUUAACAAUAGUUAACAAACAAUUAAAUGACGUGACAUCGACACAAAAUUGAUGCAUGAACGUUUCUCAGAGUAAACUUCCAUUUUCACAAAGACCUGAAAAAAAAUUGGUGCAUUUGUAAAUGUGACUUGAGUGUCCAUAUACUUUUAGGGCAACUGUACAUACAGCACAGUAUAAAAUUGUACGCCCACUGUAGAUUUUGUAGACGUUUGAGAGUUCUUAAAAAGAUUACAGAUUGACAUAUAAAAAGACUAAAAAUGUUAUAUGUUUGCACAAAUGAUCAAUUUAAUGGAGUAAAACAUAAAGGAUAAAUUAUACAAAGGAGAUGUAACAUAUCAAAUUGGCAGACUGUAAAUGUUCUAUGUAUUAAGAAGAGUGUCUAUAUUUCAAGUGCAAUCGGGUGUAAUGUUGUGAAAACCCCAUUAUUCUGAGCCUUCGAAACACAGAAGCCUAUAGAGCCCAGAACCAAUGCUUAAAGGUAUAGUUCACCCGAAAAAUUAAUCAUUUACUUACCUUCGAGUGGUUUCAAAUCUGUUAAAUGGCUUUUUUUCUGAUGAACACAGAGAAGAAUGCUUGUAACCAGACAGAUUUCGCACCCCAUUGACUACCAUUGUAGGAAAAAAACAUAAUGGUUGUCAAAAGUACACCAGAACUGUUUGCUGUCCUACAUUCUUCAAAAUGUCAAAAUUAUUUUUGUGCUCAACAGAAUAGAAAAGUAUUUUUUCUUACUAUGGGAGUCAAUGGGGGGCAAGAUCUGUUUGGUUAUAAGCAUUCUUCGAAAUGUCUUUCUCUUUGUUCAUCAGAACAAAGAAUGGUAUACAGAUUUUGAACAACUUGAAGGUGAUUAAAUGAUGACAGAAUUUUCAUUUUUGGGAGAAGUAUCCCUUUAAUUAAACUGUCUGGAGUUAUCCAUGGAGAAAUACUGCUGUAGAGAAUCCUAACCAAGCAACUGGUUUUCACAGUCUCUUUUUUUUCUGAUUGCACUUAGCGUCAUUUUACAGCACAACAAAGUGGAUUUUAUGUAUACCUCAUGGUGUGUUACUCAUCGUAUGUAAAAUAUUUAUGAGAGAUUAAAGAGGACUUUGGUCUUUGACACUGGAGAAAUAAAGCACAGUUUUUUAGAUGAUGAACAAAAAGCAACAAAAGUGUUUCUCUAGCUCAGCACGCCAUGUAGUAUAAUUAUGUAAUUCGAAAGGUGCGGUUCAAUUGCUUAUAAGGCUUUGGGAAUAGUAUUGAAAACAUUUGGAAAUUUUUAGCUGAAAUUUAAGAGCUUAACAAAGCACAGUGUGUCAAGGCUACACGACUCUUUAAUAUCAUUUUUUACUCACAUGUUCACUCCAUGCUAUUUUGACAUCUGUGAAUGUUAGUUAUGCAUGGGUCAAAACUGCUUUUGUUCUGCAAAAGUUGUGGUUUCACCUGUUGAGAUUCUUUUAGUUUAAACUGUUACUCAUGUGUAAAUUCCUUUGCACAAUUAACCAAAGGUAACUUGUACUGUGGGAUUUUAGCUGGAAUAGGGGACAGUUUCCGUUAAGAAGACAAGGAAAACCCUGUUAAAGGGGCUGUUAAAGUCCUUGCAGCAAGUCGUAACCAUAUUCAAUGUACAAAGCAAUAAAUCUAUGGUAACAGUUACUAGUCAGUUCAUUCAAAAAAAUUGUAACACAUUAGCACAUUUACUUGUAAUAAUUUUGGUUUAAGUCUUUUUGUGAUGACAAUUAAAAAAAAGUUAAACAAAUACUUAUUGUUAAAAGAUAUAUAUAAAAUAAAUAUAUUUAGAUUUAGCAAGAGCCCAGUGCAACUCUCUUUAAUGUGAAGAGCUUGUUUGUGCUGGGCCCACUCACCAGAAGAGAAUGAUUCUUAAGUGUCACCUGCAACUGAUUCCUUGUGAAACGCCAAGGUUCUCAGAUCUGCAGGUGGCCGCACCUCUGUUGUAGUUGUCCUGUAUGGUUGCCAGUGGUUGCUUUUUGGAAGUAUGUUAUUGUCAGAUAUCUUUUUCCGUUAAUCCUCUCUUUUGUACAUCCCUCUUGUUUCUGGUCUGUGUUUUGUCCGUGGCUAGAUAACUGCUCCCUUUCUCCCCUCUACUCCUUGCGUUUUCCUACUACAUGUUGCAAUAUUCGGUGACACGAGGAUUGUGUGUAAAGGUAUUCAAAAAUCUUAGAAAAUGACAGUAAUUUGCCUGAUGAUGUUGAGGUACCUUAUUCUCGUUCCCUGUCUAUGAGUGAAGUGUGAUUAUAUGGCUUAUUUUGCUGUGUUUUUGUAAAUGGAGAGGUAUGUUGAUGUGAAAUUG
This is a messenger RNA of Triplophysa dalaica, 4624 nucleotides long. It is a transcript of the gene slc17a6b, whose product is annotated as solute carrier family 17 member 6b. The record is from RefSeq and is a predicted model, not a curated record. Gene Ontology annotation, molecular function: neurotransmitter transmembrane transporter activity; L-glutamate transmembrane transporter activity. Gene Ontology annotation, cellular component: synaptic vesicle membrane; excitatory synapse. NCBI's taxonomy places the organism in Eukaryota, Metazoa, Chordata, Actinopteri, Cypriniformes, Nemacheilidae. Bases 494 to 2251 code for a protein of 585 amino acids. The transcript is spliced from 12 exons. Gene Ontology annotation, biological process: regulation of synapse structure or activity; neurotransmitter loading into synaptic vesicle; synaptic transmission, glutamatergic.